UUUGCAACAUUUUGUAUGUUUGAAUUCAGUGUCGGAAUAAUCACCGAAAGGAUAGCAAUGUUGUCGAGAAUCUUGAGUUUCCUUUUGAUCGGAGCCUUCGUGUGUGUGGAGAGCGCUCGCUAUGGAUUCACUGACAAAGGAAAUGCCAACGCAAUGGUGGAUCAGCUGUUGGGUGUGGUUAAGACAAAGUACGGAACCACUUUAGACCCUUUCCAUGUGCCAGAGAUUGAUUUGAAGUUUGAUAAGAAAAUCGCACUGACCUGGUGGCAC
Oppiella nova is the source of this 270-nucleotide messenger RNA. The record is from the annotation of a GenBank genome assembly. NCBI's taxonomy places the organism in Eukaryota, Metazoa, Arthropoda, Arachnida, Sarcoptiformes, Oppiidae.